AUGGCAGCAACAGCCGUCAAAAAUGGCGGCACAAGAGUCCCAGGAGGCAUCACACCCUCCACGCGUUUCGCCGAUAUUCCUGCCGCCCUCGACAUCCCAGUGUCAGGUGGUCUUGAAGCCGAUGAAGCAGUCGAGGUCAAUCUUGAGGAUCUCGAGGAUCCUACCGAGUUAUGCCAGCUUCUUGAAAAUGAGAAAGCCGCAAAGAAUCUGUGGAUCACAAUUUCCCUCGCUUAUGCCAAACAAGCACAGAUUGACCACGCAGUGGAGAUCCUACACAAAGGUCUUGGGUCAUUGUCAAAAAGUGGUCCGAAGGAGCGCCUGAGUCUGCUCGCAUGUGUUGCAUGGCUAGAUCUCCUGAAGAGCAGACACGCUCCUCGUGUUCUCCCAGAAGCCCAACAAUCCUCGGUCACGAAAACGAAGGACAGCUAUCUCAAGGAAGCGACCUCGACCAUCAAUGAAGCCCUUCGCAUCAAUCCUGCAUUCCCUCCUCUUUACCUCACCCAAGGUGUCCUUUCCCUCCUACGAGCAUCCCUACAAUCCUCGACCAAAGCUGGCGCGGACGCUGAAAGAGCAGAGUCUUUAAAACAGGCUUUGAAGUCCUUCGAUGACGCGCUUAGGCUGUCCGACGGCCGAAAUCUAAUGGCAAAGAUGGGUCGAGCGAGGACUUUAUACCUCCAAAGACAAUUUCCGCAAGCACUUCAAGUAUAUCAAGACGUUCUCGCAAAAAUGCCAGGCCUCACCGAUCCAGAUCCUAGAAUUGGAAUUGGAUGUUGUCUGUGGCAGCUGGGAUUUCGAGAGAGGGCUCAAGCCGCCUGGGAGCGUUCUCUUGCUGUUAACCCAGAGUCGAAGGUAGCCAACGCGCUCCUUGGGGUGUACUACCUCGCCGAAAGCGCUAAGUAUCCCGCUGGGGAUCCCGAGUUCAAUCGGUUGUACAAGAAAGCCAUGACCGAGCAUACUAGGAAGGCAUAUAGCAUUGACAAAAACUUCCCUCUGAGUUGUGCCACUUUUGCCAGUUAUUUCCUUCUUACUGGACGUUACGAUACCAUGGAGCCACUGGCCCGGAAGGCCAUCGGGCAAACGGACAUAAAUGCUAUUGCUAGUGAUGGGUGGUAUCUUCUUGCUCGAAAAGAACACAACAAAGGCGAUCUAGCUAAGGCAACCGAUGCAUACAACAGGGCAGACCAAGCCCGAGGUGGCCUAGAUCGAGGCUAUUUCCCAGCCAAGUUUGGCCUCAUUCAGAUCAUGGUCCAAACAGGGGAUGUUCAAGGUGCUAAAUUUCGUCUCGAAUCCCUUGGUCAGCUCAACCGACACGUGGAGGCGAUGACUCUUCUAGGCGCUAUAUAUGCUGAAGAAACUUUUUCGGCACCAAGUACCACAACCAAGGAAGAAAAAGUCGCUUCGGCUCGGAAAGCGAUCUCUCUACUGGAAAACGUUCGGAAGAGCUGGAGUGAUGAGAAAUCGCGAGCCAAGCCUGAUGAGUCUGUUCUUCUCUACCUUGCUCGCCUCUAUGAAUUGGAAAACUCGGUUGAGAGUUUGAAAUGCCUCCAAACUGUCGAGAUCAUGCAGUUGGAGAAGAUUCCGGACGAGGACAAACCCGCGCAGGCUGAAGCUGAAGAACCGGAUAUUGCACUAAUUCGCGAAAAUCUUCCACCCCAGCUCCUCAACAAUAUCGCCUGCUUCCUCUAUGGAGCAGAGUCUUUCUCAAAUGCACGCGAAACAUUUCAAAUCGCUCUCAAUGCCUGCGUUAAGCUCACGGAGAAGCAGGAAGCAGACAAGAAAGCUCUCGAGGAAGACAAGAUUACUGCUGAAGAUGUCGACAAUAGCGACACAGAUGCCCUUGUCACCACGAUAUCCUACAACUUGGCAAGGACUUAUGAAGCUUUGGGCCUGGUGAGUGAGGCUCAGAAAGUGUAUGAGGGCCUGCUUGCUAGGCAUCCAGACUACACCGACGCUUCGGCUCGUCUUGCAUAUAUCGCCUUGGAAGAGUCCCCACGCGAUGAAGGCCCUAAAAGGGUGCAUCAAGUCUACCAAAACAACCAUGCCAAUACAGAAGUCCGAGCGCUGAUGGGUUGGUACCAUCACAGCGCAAAGAAGAAGACGAGUAAUCUUGCUGAGGAUACCGAGAACAGACAUUACAAGCAUACCCUGCAAAAUUACGACAAGCAUGAUUUGUACUCUUUAACGGGGAUGGGCAAUGUUCAUUUGCUAAUCGCUCGUGACAUGCCGCGAAACAACGAUGCUGAGAAAGACAAGCGAACCAAAAUGUACGCAAAGGCAUAUGAGUUCUUUGACAAAGCGCUUCAGUUGGACUCCAAAAAUGCAUACGCUGCCCAAGGCAUUGCUAUUGCGCUGUGCGAUGAUAAGAAAGCCUACUCGGAUGCGCUACAAAUAUUCACCAAAGUGAAAGAUACUGUCCGGAAUGCUUCCAUUCAUACCAAUCUCGGUCAUGUGUUCACUGAGCUCCGGCAGUACUCCCGUGGUAUCGAACACUACGAAAUGGCACUGAAAGCUGAAGGAAGAGGUGACAACGCGCAGUUGCUUGCAUGUCUGUCAAGGGCGCAGUUAUUGAAGGGCAAAGCUGAUCGAUCAAUCCUCGCCCUGAAUACUGCUCUCGACUACAUGAAACGUGCUUUGGCCACUCAGCCUGAAUCGCCUCAUCUGCAAUUCAACGUGGCUUUCAUCCAGUUUCAGAUUGCACAACAUGUCAACCAAGCCAAAGAGACGGAUCGAACUCUUGAAGAUGUCGACACGGCCAUCGCAGGACUUGAGGAAGCCAUCGAGACCUUUGAGCGAGUCGCUAGACAUAAACAGCCACCAUACCCUAAGUCUGCACUUGAACAGCGAGCCGCCAUGGGUAAAAAUACUAUGAGAAAUCAACUCGAAAGAGCCCGUGCGAAACAAGCCACCUACGAGACUGAGAAUGCAACCAAGCUCAAGGAGGCAAAGGAGAGACGCCAAGAAGAGCUCCACAAACGUGAAGAAGCGGCCCAGAGAAGAAGAGAUGAAGAAGCAGACCGCGCACGAAAGAUUGCCGAAGAGCGACGCAAGAUCGUGGAGGAAACCGAACGUAUCGCUGAGAGCCUACGUGCUGAGGCCGCCGCACGUGAGGCUCUCGAGUACACAGACGAUGAAGAAACGGGCGAGCGUGUGAGGCGGAAACCCAAGAAAGGUGGCUCGAAACGUAAGAAAAGAGACGAUGAGGACGGGUUUAUCGAAGACGACGGCGAUGGACUGGAUGGCCGAUCUGAACGUAGCGUUUCUAGAACACCAAUUUCCGGAUCGGACAAUGACGGUGCGGCUGCUGCAGAGAAACCGAGAAAGAAGAGGAGAAAGUUGGAGAGAAAGAGCGCCGCCAGAGAGAAGAAGCCGCCAAGAGAGAGCAGCAAGUACAAGUCUGCUGCUGUGGUGGUUGACUCAGACUCGGAAAAUGAUGAUUUUGGUAACGCUGCAACCCCCGAGCCUGUGGCAGAUACUCCUGUCAGCAACGCAGACGAUGCAGCGGACAAGGAUGAGGACAUGCGUGAGACUAGACCGGUCGAGGACGAUGAUGACGAGGAUGAGGUCAGACCACGACAGCCUACACGACAACGGAAACAGCCUAAACUGAUUGCAGAUGAAGACGACGACGAAGAAGAAGACGAAGACGAUGGGGUUACUAGCGAGCGAAAUGGCACUGCACCACCAUCGAGGAACCGUGUAGUCAGUGAAGACGAUGACGAGUAA
Exophiala aquamarina CBS 119918 is the source of this 3723-nucleotide messenger RNA. RefSeq lists its product as uncharacterized. The record is from RefSeq and is a predicted model, not a curated record. Gene Ontology annotation, molecular function: RNA polymerase II complex binding. The coding region runs from base 1 to 3723 and encodes 1240 amino acids. Gene Ontology annotation, biological process: regulation of DNA-templated transcription. The transcript has a single exon. Lineage: Eukaryota; Fungi; Ascomycota; Eurotiomycetes; Chaetothyriales; Herpotrichiellaceae. Gene Ontology annotation, cellular component: Cdc73/Paf1 complex.